AUGAUUGGCCAAGGCCAUUUUGGACAGGUUUGGGCUGUGGAGGAUCGGAUAACUCGGAGGACGUUCGCCUGCAAGAGCAUCCCCAAGAACAGCGCCAAGUUCGGCGUAGUGGAGAUGAAACGCGAGAUCGCCGCGAUGAAACGCGUGUCGGGCCACGAGAGCAUCGUACAGUUACAAUCCGUGCACGAGGACCCCGAAUCCAUGCAUCUGGUCAUGGAUUACUGCGACGGAGGGGAGCUGUACGAGGCGGUGGAGCGACACGGAAGGUUCCCGGAAAAGGAGGCCGCGAGGGUGUUCAAACAGCUUGUGUCGGCCGUCGCGUAUUGCCACUCGCAGGGCGUCAUGCAUCGCGAUGUCAAGCCUGAGAAUAUCCUCCUCUCCGCGUCGGCAGCGUCGGCAUCGUCUUCGUCGUCGUCGUCUGCCAUCGCUCGUUCCGGCGGGAAUUCCGGCGCGGUUUCCGGUGCCGAUUCCAUCCGUGCGGCUCCCAAAGGUGUUGCGGCGCCGCGAGAAGCAGUCAGCGUGAAGCUAGCGGAUUUCGGGCUUGCUGUUCUUCUCGCCAAGGGCGAAAAGGCCUCGGGAAUCGCGGGAUCACCGUUAUACAUGGCUCCCGAGGUUGUUUCUAGCGAGUACGACUUCGCGGCGGACGUCUGGUCUCUCGGCGUGGUGCUCUACAUUCUGCUCUGCGGCGCGCCGCCUUUUGGCGGGAAGGACGACGCGCAGAUCAUGCGGUCGAUCUGCCACGACGGGCCGGAUUUCUCCUCGCCCGCAUGGCAGAGCGUGUCGGCGGAAGCUAAGUUGUUCGUCCGGUGUCUGCUAGUUAAAGACCCCGCGCGCCGCCCUCCAGCGUACAAGCUCCUGGCGCACCCGUGGAUCCUCGUGCACACGCGCGGCGGGCGGAUCGUACGGCGGAAGGUGUUCGCGCCGAACGGACGGCCGGUAAGGGCGGGCGGUAUGAGCGCCGCGAUGACCGGCGCCGGGUUCGCGUCGCCCCUGCGACCGCGAGCUGUGCCUCACGCGGGGUUCGCGGUGGGAACGCCGGUGCGGUCGUGUGGGUCGACGAGCGUCGCCGCUGCGCUUCUGUCUCCCCUGCCGACUGCUGCUGUGGCGCCAGCGAUGACGCCAGCAAUGGCGCCGCUCCUGUCCCCGCAGAUCGGGGUAACACCGAUUCUUGGAAGAAUUGCGGCGAUGCGAGUGGCCGGGUCGCCGUCGCCGCUCUCCGCGCCAUCAGUUCCGCCGUCUCCUGUGGGGCACGCGCAGUGGGUUGCGCCAUCGCCCGUGUUCGGAUCGCCGCUGGGAGGAGGGGGCAAUGCGGUGGUGGUGGGUUCUCCGUGGUCGGCUGUGGUUGACACGUCGCCGUUCGUCUGCCAUCUUGCUCCGAUAUCCCCCUGCCUGGCUCUCGCUCGAAAGCCCCUCGCUCUCUCAGCAGCUCGAAAGCUCCUCACACCAUCCAGCACCCUCGCCCCGCCCACUCUCACGCACCCCUCUCCGCCACUUCCCACUCCACGAGCCUCGAUCCCUACCCCUCCCACUUCCGGAGAAUUUCAGCUUCCGCCGGCUGCAUUUCCCGCUGCCGUUGGUACCUCCGCUCUUCCUGUUGCUUCUCUCUCUUCUCUUCCAGCUGCUGCUUGCUCGGAACCUCAGCGUAACUGCAACACUUCCGCUUCCUCCUGUGCAUCUGCAUCCUCCUCAUCCUCUACAGUCCCCUUUGCAGCUGCGCAGCUCCCCAAGGCGACUUUGCCUCCCGCAGUCCCUGCUCUGACGCCGAUUACACCCGAUGCAACCCCCGUGCUCGGCCCGUCUCAUCCCAGCACAGAGCCCAGCCCGCUGACUGCCCCGCUACCACUCGUAGCACCAACGGCGGCGAAAACACAACUGCAGAACAGCAACCUGAAGGGGUGUGGUAACUUUGUUACAGCAGCGUAUACCAGCACGACAAUGACGCUUGGAAAUGGACAAGCCGAUGAUAGCUGGGGGUCGGUUGGGUCUGCUGCUGGGAUGGCUCCGGCUUCUGCUGCCCUGGCAUCCAUGGCGUCUGGUUCAGUCUCUUCCGCCGACUUGGUUUUGAACGGUGGUGGCAUUUCAGGCGGGCCAGCAGGUUUGGCGGAUAUGCCUGGGAUGUCGUCACUCAGGCGGUGUCUUUUUGCGUGA
Messenger RNA from Closterium sp. NIES-65, 2148 nucleotides. The record is from the annotation of a GenBank genome assembly. NCBI's taxonomy places the organism in Eukaryota, Viridiplantae, Streptophyta, Zygnematophyceae, Desmidiales, Closteriaceae.